Messenger RNA from Serinus canaria (Common canary), 1119 nucleotides. Its product is annotated as neuropeptide Y receptor type 6-like. The record is from RefSeq and is a predicted model, not a curated record. The transcript has a single exon. Gene Ontology annotation, molecular function: neuropeptide Y receptor activity; neuropeptide binding. NCBI's taxonomy places the organism in Eukaryota, Metazoa, Chordata, Aves, Passeriformes, Fringillidae. Gene Ontology annotation, biological process: G protein-coupled receptor signaling pathway. The coding region runs from base 1 to 1119 and encodes 372 amino acids. Gene Ontology annotation, cellular component: neuron projection; plasma membrane.
AUGGAUAAAGCUGUUCAGCAGCCCAGCGAGAUCCUGAAUCAAACCAUCUCUAACAUUAGCCUCUCUCAGUUCUUGAACUUUGACACAUGCCACCUUUCCUCCCUUGCAGAAUUCUUGCUGAUUACAGCUUACACAGUGGUUACACUAGUGGGGCUCGUUGGAAAUCUUUGCUUAAUUAUUAUAAUAAAGAGACGGAAAGAAGCUCAAAAUGUCACCAACAUUUUGAUUGCCAACCUCUCUUUAUCUGAUGUCUUGAUCUGUAUCAUGUGCAUUCCUGUCACAGUGGCAUAUACCUUAAUGGACCACUGGAUUUUUGGGGAAGCAAUGUGUAAAAUAGGCUCCUUCAUACAAAGCCUGUCUGUCUCAGUCUCCAUUUUCUCCCUUGUGCUCAUUGCUGUUGAGAGAUACCAGUUAAUUGUGAACCCACGUGGCUGGAAGCCCAACAUUUCCCAUGCUUAUUGGGGAAUUCUUUUCAUCUGGGGGCUUUCCCUCAUCAUAUCCUCUCCUUUUUUGGUAUUCCACCAAAUAACAGAUGAACCCUUCAAGCAUUUGUCUUUCCACAGUGAUUUCUACAAGAACAAGGUGGCUUGCAUCGAGGCGUGGCCGUCUCUCACAGAGAGGCUGAUUUUCACCACUAGCCUGCUGGUUUUCCAGUACUGCUUCCCACUGGGCUUUAUUUUUAUCUGCUAUCUCAGAAUAUUCGUGUGUCUUCGAAGGAGACGAGGCAAAAUAGACAGGAUGAGAGAGAAUGAGAACAGGCUGAGUGAAAACAAAAGGAUCAAUAUGAUGCUGGUGUCCAUCGUGGUGACCUUUGCAGCUUGCUGGCUGCCUCUCAAUAUAUUCAAUGUGGUUUUUGACUGGAACUACGAGGCACUAAUGAGCUGUAAUCACAACCUGGCAUUUACAAUCUGCCACCUUGUGGCCAUGAUCUCAACAUGUAUCAAUCCCAUCUUUUAUGGAUUUCUGAACAGGAACUUUCAGAAGGAUUUGGUAGUGUUAGCUCGCCACUGCAGGUGCUCAGCAUCACAAGAGGAAUAUGAAAAUAUUGCCCUUUCAAACCUGCAAACAGAUGCAUCUAAGGGGUCUCUGAAGUUAAAUAAUCCCCAUGUGGAUAUAUAA